AGUUAAUAUAUAGUAUAUUAAUUGGCUCUUUUUGUGUGGUGAAAGAAAAGGGAAAAAUGAAGCAAAGUAAUCUUGUUUUUCUUCUAUUAGUUACAGUAGUAGCUUUCGGGAUUUGCAAUGCAGAUAAGCUGAAGAUGAAUUACUAUCACAAAAGCUGUCCUUCAGUUGAAAGAAUUGUGAGGGAAAUUACAUGGAGCAGAGUUGCUGCUGAUCCCAGCUUGCCAGCAAAGCUACUUCGCCUUCACUACCAUGACUGCUUUGUUAGGGGCUGUGAUGCAUCAGUUUUACUUGACUCCACUCCAAAAAACAGUGCAGAAAAAGCAGCCCUACCAAAUCGAUCUCUAGGAGGUUACGAGGUUAUCGACGAUAUAAAGAAGAAACUAGAACAAGUGUGCCCACAUAAAGUUUCUUGUGCUGAUAUUCUAGCCUUGGUAACUCGAGAUGCAGUUUCAUACCAAUUCGGACGAUCAAUGUGGAAAAUUCCAACAGGGCGAAAAGACGGAAGAGUAUCAAAGGCAUCGGAAGCAUUAGCCAGCUUGCCGUCGCCAUUUGCAAACUUUACCACUCUUUUACGACAAUUUCAAGACAACGAUUUGGACAUUGUCGAUUUAGUUACUUUGUCAGGGGCACAUACCAUAGGAAUAACACAUUGCACAUUGGUUGCAAAAAGACUUUAUAAUUUCACAGGAAAGGGCGAUGCAGAUCCUUCAUUGAAUCCCAAUUAUGCUACAACAUUGAGAACAAUGUGCCCUAACCCUAUCAAUCCAAAAACUGUUCUAGAACUGGAUCCAAAAAGUUCAUUAUCUUUUGAUAGCCAUUACUAUGAGGCUCUGAAUCAAAACAAAGGCCUACUCAGAUCUGAUGCGGCGUUACUGACCAACUCCCAUUCUGCUCAGAUUGUAAGAAAACUGCAAAAUCCUCAUGUUUUCUUAGCAUAUUUCAGCCGUUCGAUGAAGAAAAUGGGCGAUAUUAGAGUCCUCGCGGAUGGUGAAGGAGAAAUAAGGAAGAAUUGUAGAGCUGUAAAUGCCUAAACUUGAACUAAAUAACUGGAGCUUCAGGAUUUUCAAAACGUAUUUCUUUUUAGUUCAUCGCUUUUCUCGUUCUUAUUGUAAUGUGAUCAAUUACUGAGAUUUUCUUGUAAUUUCAGAAAGUGUCUAUAUUAAUGUAUUUCGGUGAGUUUAUUA
Messenger RNA from Nicotiana tabacum (common tobacco), 1184 nucleotides. RefSeq names its product peroxidase 24-like. Gene Ontology annotation, biological process: hydrogen peroxide catabolic process; response to oxidative stress. The record is from RefSeq and is a predicted model, not a curated record. Lineage: Eukaryota; Viridiplantae; Streptophyta; Magnoliopsida; Solanales; Solanaceae. Gene Ontology annotation, molecular function: heme binding; peroxidase activity.